ACCAUUCAAUUUUCAACUCACCCACAGCAAUUCUCCAUAAAUCUGCUGUGGAUUACCCAGAAUCCCGAAAUAAAUGAAUACAUAUGUGAUCAUUCAAACACAUAUCUGUUUGUGCUUAUAGGGAACCAGAUCUUCAAUACAACUAAGUUACUAAGUCUUUAACCACACUGUGUUGUUACACUGGUGAGUAAAAACUCAGGCGUCCUACACUUUAACUUGUUGUCUGAAAACAAAAUUAACAUUUUACUCAACUGCGUUACCCACCAGUCAGCAGAUGGCGGUCUGAGACUUGAAGGUGAUGCUGCUGGUGUGACGUAUAAUGUAGUGGACGGAACGCUUCUUUCAACAGCAGCAACAGUUCGUCAGCCACCUCCGUAGCUUGCUAGACAAAAUAGACAAACCAAUAUAGCUCUUUAGACGCUUUCGUGUAUAUUAGCCACUGUGUUUUAAACCCACUUCUGUCGUCUACUUAGUUAUCCGAUUUAAUUUCAUAUUUACGGUGUUGUUAUUAUUCAGCUAGCGGGCUGGUUAAGUUAGCAUUAGCCUAGCUAGCUAACAUCCCCGACCAUGAGGUCACUAAGCGAUUUUCCUUCUAAAGAGGAGGAAAAUAUCACAGUAAAACAAGAAGUCGAGAGUGAGGUCGUUACUGUGAAAGAGGAGGAGGAUGUUACAGUAAAAGAAGAGGAGGACUCAGAGUGAAAGAGGAGGAUGCAGUUUGUGGCGUGAAAGAGAAGGAGGGAGAAAUGACUGUUACAUCGAAAAAGGAGGAGGGAGAAGAGGUGGAACCUGGAUAUCUGGGCCCGGUUUCUCAAACGCAUCUUAAGGCAUCCAAUGGUUCUAACGAUGAAUUUAGCCAUAAGAUGGUUUUGAGAAACCGUUCCCUGAUUAACACUGGAGAGAUACGGGACUAUCGUGGAUCCUCUGGGGAGCCUCAACAACCUCAUGAUGCUGAAGAGGGAGAGAAGGGUCUCUCCAGAUCAGAACACCUCAAUAAACACCUGCAGAGACCCACAGUGAAGAGAACUCACUGCUGCUCUGACUGUGGGAAGAGAUUAACCUCAUCAGGCAUUACAAUUCAUCAGAGAAUACACACAGGAGAGAAAUCUUACAGCUGUGGUCAAUGUGGGAAGAGUUUUACAACAUCUGGCUCUCUGACUCAACACCUGAGAACACACACAGGAGAGAAAUCCUAUAGCUGUGAUCAGUGUGGGAAGAGUUUUGUUCAAUCUGACCAGCUGACACUACACCAGAGAACACACACAGGAGAGAAACCAUAUAGCUGUGAUCAAUGUGGGAAGAGGUUUGUUCGAUCUUGCCAUCUGACUCUACACAAGAGAAUACACACAGGAGAGAAACCCUAUAGCUGUGAUCAAUGUGGGAAGAGAUUUGCUACAUCUGGCCACCUGACGCUACACCAGAGAACACACACAGGAGAGAAAUCUUAUAGCUGUGGUCAAUGUGGGAGGAGUUUUAGUCAAUCUGGAGAUCUCAGAGUGCACCAGAGAACACACACAGGAGAGAAACCAUAUAGCUGUGAUCAAUGUGGGAAGAGAUUUGCUACAUCUGGCCACCUGACUCUACACCAGAGAACACACACAGGAGAGAAAUCUUAUAGCUGUGGUCAAUGUGGGAGGAGUUUUAGUCAAUCUGGACGUCUCAGAGUGCACAAGAGAACACACACAGGAGAGAAACCUUAUAGCUGUGGUCAAUGUGGGAGGAGUUUUAUUCAAUAUGGAGAUCUCAGAGUGCACAAGAGAAUACACACAGGAGAGAAACCUUAUAGCUGUGAUCAAUGUGGGAAGAGGUUUGGUCGAUCUUGCCAUCUGACUCUACACCAGAGAAUACACACAGGAGAGAAACCCUAUAGCUGUGCUCAAUGUGGGAAGAGAUUUGCUACAUCUGGCCACCUGACUCUACACCAGAGAACACACACAGGAGAGAAACCUUAUAGCUGUGGUCAAUGUAGGAAGAGUUUUUCUUCAUCUAGCUCUCUGACUGAACACCAGAGAAUACACACAGGAGAGAAACCUUAUAGCUGUGAUCAAUGUGGGAAGAGAUUUGCUACAUCUGGCAACCUGACUCUACACCAGAGAACACACACAGGAGAGAAACCUUAUAGCUGUGGUCAAUGUGGGAGGAGUUUUAGUCAAUCUGGAGAUCUCAGAGUGCACAAGAGAAUACACACAGGAGAGAAACCUUAUAGCUGUGAUCAAUGUGGGAAGAGGUUUGGUCGAUCUUGCCAUCUGACUCUACACCAGAGAAUACACACAGGAGAGAAACCCUGUAGCUGUGCUCAAUGUGGGAAGAGAUUUGCUACAUCUGGCCACCUGACUCUACACCAGAGAACACACACAGGAGAGAAACCUUAUAGCUGUGGUCAAUGUAGGAAGAGUUUUUCUUCAUCUAGUUCUCUGACUGAACACCAGAGAAUACACACAGGAGAGAAACCUUAUAGCUGUGAUCAAUGUGGGAAGAGAUUUGCUACAUCUGGCAACCUGACUCUACACCAGAGAACACACACAGGAGAGAAAUAUUAUAGCUGUGGUCAUUGAAAAUAAGAAUUUGUUCUUAACUGACUUGUUUCGUUAAAUAAAGGUUAAAAUAAAAAAAUAAAAAACAUGUGUGACCUCUCACCUCUCAGGUGAGGGGGUUCUACUGUGGUGCUCUUGUCCUCUUCCUAAAUGACUGAUACUUUGUCACCCUGCAUGCCUGGCUGCAGACCACACUGGACCCCUCCCUGUCAUGUGUCUGUACCUGGCUCAAAACGCAUGCAGGCACAAACACACAUCGCCUUGUGUAAGAUGGUUAAAGCAAAGUGGGGAGCUCUCUCAGACCUCUUCAUCUCAUUUCUUUUAAAAGCCAUCUGCCCAUCCUCCCUCUAAGGGGACAUAACCGCUAAGGGAACAUAAAUAUUUACCAUCUAAACCAUGUGUGACCUCUCACCUCUCUGGCUAUAGAAGUGUUCUUCCUAACCAGUCCCUCAACAGCUCUCUGAUCUCUGACUGAGCUCCACCCUCACUGGGUCUUCAGAGGAGAGGAAGGCUGAGGAGGGUUGGAAGGAUGAAUGGAUCAGUCAGUCAAUAAAGUGUAGAGCUUCUGUCUGACAAAAUCACUAUUUUAGUAGUUCAUUAAAGGAAAUAAGGCUUUAUGACUGCUGAAUACCAACAAUCAAAUCACUUAGAUCAUGUAUUUUCAGGUAGAGAUAGAUCCUUGGGACGUCACUAGCCCGUUGAAGUUGACAUUUACAAUGGUUACGGUAGGGUUGAG
This is a messenger RNA of Oncorhynchus mykiss (rainbow trout), 3267 nucleotides long. The record is from RefSeq and is a predicted model, not a curated record. NCBI's taxonomy places the organism in Eukaryota, Metazoa, Chordata, Actinopteri, Salmoniformes, Salmonidae.